Molecule: messenger RNA, 3149 nt
Organism: Macrobrachium nipponense
Lineage: Eukaryota; Metazoa; Arthropoda; Malacostraca; Decapoda; Palaemonidae
Gene: Snx21
Product: sorting nexin-20-like
Exons: 5
Coding region: 277-1335 (352 amino acids)
Biological process (GO): protein transport
Cellular component (GO): early endosome membrane
Molecular function (GO): phosphatidylinositol phosphate binding
Source: RefSeq, a predicted model, not a curated record
CUACAUGUCGAUACGAACUGACAGGUGGAGCAACACAGUACUAUUGUAAACCAUAACAUGUCAUCAUCCGGCCCAAAGUAUAAUUUUCUCUCUCUCUCUCUCUCUCUCUCUCUCUUCAGGUGUUGUCGGGGGUGGCUGGGUGAAGAAGCUUGGCACACUCCCUGCACGGCACGGCACGGCAUUAGCCACAUCAGUCUGAGCACGAAUACACCACUCGGAAGGUGACUGUACAGGAGAUGGCCGUCAUAUUCACACGUACACUGAGGGACAGUGGGAAUGGAUACAGAUGACGACAUUAGUACCCUUGAGGAAGAAGAGGUGUCUCUCCUUCACCCACAGAGCCCUGGGAGUGGCCGUAGUGUAUCACCAUCACUUACUUUAGAUUCUGAUUCUUCUCUGGAUGAGAUUGCCUCUAUUAGUAACCAAGAUGAAAUUGUUGCCCCGGAGGUGUUAGUGCAGUCUCUCUCGGAGUUAGUUGUUCAACCCAGGGUCAAAACUGUUGUUUUCUUUGAAAUUUCUUCAGCUCAAUCCAAGUCCACUCAAGGAGAGAAAUACGUGGCUUAUUUAGUUGAAGUCAAGCACAAGAUUGAGAUUAGCGAAGCUGAGGAAGCACUAAAAUAUACUGACUCGAUAGAACAGAAUGAUACUAGUCACUCUUCCAUGGCAGGAGGCCACAUGGAAAAAAUUGGUUCCUUUGAAAGACGUUACUCUGAGUUCCUCGCUGUUUAUAAUGCGCUGAUGAAAUCUCACAGGUCGCUCAUGGAAGAAUUUAUAGGAUUCCCCAAGAAGGUGAUAAUAGGAAACUUCAGCGUAGAGGUAAUCACUGAACGGUGUAAAGGGCUGGAACGCUUCAUGAAUUUUGUGUAUGCAGAAGAUGUUCUAAGACGCACAGCAGUUUUCUCUAACCUGUUAUAUGGCCAAGAAAUUAAAAAGACAGAUAACCUUCUUCUUCAUUCUGAGUUUGAGGAAGCCUGUCCACAUUUAGAACGGACAUACAUUCUGCUACAAGGCCUUCACUGGGACACUGGACUUGUUCUGAGGAUCUUAUGCCAGUGGAUUGUAAGUCUUCAUUAUGUCAGUGAGUAUGAAAGAUCCUGUCAGUUGGCUGAAAUUGCUAUGGCCAAAUUUAUGGCUCCAGGGAACAAGAAAGUAAAAAAAGAGCUUUUCUUGCCAUUUUUGAACUUUUGUAAUGCCCUGUGGAGAACGCUAGGAAAAGACCGUUCUCUCAUCAGAGCUGAAAUAGAACGGAUGCAGAGUCUUAGAAAAAAGGAAGAUGGCGUUCCUAAUCUACUCGACUUACUUCGAGAUGAAAUUGCACUGAGGACUCUUCAUUAAAAAAUAAUUACAUUUAGUAAAUGAUAUCCAUUACUGAUCAAACCAUUCUUUUCAGUGUAUCACAUAAUACAUUGUAAUAAUAUUGGCUAGAAAAGAUAAUGCAUUCUCAUUGAUAUAAUAUUUUUACUCCAGAAAGUUAUGUUACAAUGUUCCAAGGUAGUUUGGUUUUACACGCUUUUUACACUCAGUACAUCCUUGUAUUGAGCCUCUGAAAGCUUGAGCUUCAAAAUGAAAGUGUGCGGGGGAAUACGCACAUAUCAAAGCUUUUUAAUUACAUUAUUCAGGGAAAGAGUUUAAUUUCCAACCAUACCAACACAGGUGAAGUUUGAUAUAUACUACAGUGUAGUAUGAUAACUAAUACCUACUUUUUCAGUAAUUUUACACUACCCCUUACCACUUUAGAUAUUUAUUACAUGAAGAGGGUCAUUAAAUUACUCAUUGAAUGUUAUAGCAUAAGGGGGACCUGAUCAUUGAUAGAUUUUUUGUAGCUGUCAUCAGGGGAUAACAAUUCAGGAACUCAGAUAUUUCUUGAGAUAUACUUUUCCAAUAAUGCUUUCACAUCAUAUCACCCCAAAGUUAAUUGAAAGAGUCAUGUAACAGUACAGUACUACUUUAUAUAAAGCUGCAUAGGAAGAUGAGACAAAAUUUAGGCACGUAAAUGAUCAUUCAUAAACCUAGUCUUCCUUAGUUAGUCAGAAGCAGCAGCUUAGAUGUAGGUUACAUUUAGUACUUUGUUUAUUAUCAUGUAGAAUGUAGGACUUCAUUUUAAAUAUUCUUUAGCAAUGAAUCUCAUAGUGGAGGAAUUAGGUGAAUCUGUUAGACUUAAUUUGUAUUCUGUAUAGUAUAAUGUUUUACCAGCCAUACUCAGCAUAAAUGCAGCUUACAGUUAAGUGGAUGAAAUGUAAACUAUGAAUGUUGUUUAGAAGAUUUUAAAGAAUUACUAUACAUAGUUGUUAGAUAUAUUUUCAACAAACUAGAUAGACUGUAUCAUGUCAUAAAUAAUCCUGCCAAAGUUGUUGUUGACGUUAUGAAAGGCAAAGCUAUAUGAUUAAUAUGGUUAGAAAGCUUGUUAUUCUUUUGAAAGUGCUCUGUACUACAGAAUAAAUAGUAUACAGUACUGUUGACUGUAACAUUUAUGUUCUCAUACUGAGUAAUAUUCAUUCAUUUAUGUUCUCAUAUUGAGUAAUAUUUAUUAAGUAUGCAUACAUUCAAAUUACUCUGUAACACUCAACAAUUCUAUCUAGACAUGUGAAAUGAAAUCUAGAUUAGUUUUGUUUGUGCUGUGGCUGUUUACAUGCUGUGUUAAGAGUUUGUUGUUGUUGUUGGUGAUGUAAGUGGUAUAUCCCAUCAGAAAUUCAUGUUUGUAUGUGCUAGUAAUAUGUAAUGGUUUGAAAAUGAUCAUGUUUAACAGACUUGGGGUGUGGUGGAAACAGAGCAGUUUUGCCUCACAUGAACGAAAUGAACAUCCUUCCAUAGUAUUUAGGGCUAUGUGUAAAGAAAUUGAGUUCAACUAAUCACAUUUUGGCCGAUUGAUGAAUUACCACCUUGCCAAAUUUUAUAUGUAAAUUUGUAUAAAAAAAAUUUCAGUUUAUAAUGAAUGUUGAGUGUUUGAAAAAAAUAAUUUUUUUUGCAAAGAAAACUUUGCAAAAAAAGAAAAGUUUUUUAAAUACUCUACAUUCAUUAUAAACUGAAAAAAUGAAAGGGAAACUAAUUGUAUGUGUUUGUGGCUCUCAUGAUCCUGUAUGCCUCUAGUUCAACAGAGAAUUCAUGUUUAGAAACUUGUCAGAGGCAGUUGAAAGUAUAUUUAUAUUUUA